AGUGCUGAUACAAGUUGUCAGAUAUGUCUUUUCACUUUUUUACAAUAAUUAUUGUAUAACGUAUAUUAUUUUUUAACACAUCUUUAAGGUUUCAUCGUGAGCAGAGUAUUCGAGAGAUGGACAAUAAGACAGUGAACGUCAAGUACCCCAAGCUAAGAGAUCAAAAAACGAAAAAAUUGGAACAUGAUUUGGUACAGGAGCCGGCUAGGAAGACGCUCUUCGAUAGGAUAAUGGCAAAUUUUAAAAUGAUGGAAAGACGAACUUACUUGCAUAGAAUAAUCUACGUUGGUGAGCACGACAUUGCAUCUGACCUGCCUUCAAUGUUAGUUAACACCGUGACGGCAGUCAACGAGGCUGAAAAUACAGUAGAGAAGCUAACUGGUUUUCUGCUAGUCUACCAGAAAUGUUUUCUACAUAUGGUGGAGGGCUCCGAAGAUUCGAUAACUAAACACGUUGGACUUGUUCUGAAUAAAUACGGCGAUAACAAAGAAUUGAAAAAUUUGAAACUUUUAAUACAAGUUUCUCAUAUCCUCAAACGGGUAUGUCCUGAAUGGCAAACGUAUUUCGGAGUUCCGUCCAAGCUUCUCAGCCCAUUAGAAGAGGAGGCUAGCAUGGAAGAAACAGGUCGGCGGUUAUAUACCUGCGUCAGGUGUAUCUACAACCUGCUAGGAGCUUUUGCUAAGGAUGCUGCUGAGGCCAGCGAAAUGGAAAGCAUAAAGGAUAUCGGAGGAAGUAAGUCCAGCUUGUCUCUGCGCGGGAGCUUAGGCCACCGCUUAAGCAUAGCGAAUAACAGUAGAAACUUGAUAAAUAAGGGUAGCCAUUCAAGUAGCUUAAAUCGCAGUCAGUCCAUCUUAGGACAUUCAAAAGAUAGAUACUGGCAGCACUUACCGGAAUAUGAGGUCAUAAUUGCACUCAUCAGAUCACCGUAUGUGCAAACUUUGCAAUCCUUCUAUGAUGUAUAUAUGGUGGUUCCGCAGAGGGACAUUUAUAAGGAUAAAGUGUGGCCUGUACCGGGAGAUUUUAUACCGUUCGACGUGUUUUCCGAGCUUUAUGAUUGUACGACCGAGCUUCGAGCGCACAGAGGAGUGACGACAACCGAUCAAGACCAGAAUACCGAAGAAGCUGAUGACGCUUCUGAAAAGGAAAGUGAUGAAGACUGA
This is a messenger RNA of Acanthoscelides obtectus, 1160 nucleotides long. NCBI's taxonomy places the organism in Eukaryota, Metazoa, Arthropoda, Insecta, Coleoptera, Chrysomelidae. The record is from the annotation of a GenBank genome assembly.